AUCUGGUGCUUCUACCUCGUUCUGCUCCACCCACCUGCAGAUAAAAGCCAAAGUUUGACUGAAGCUGCUGCAAAACUCCUGAAAGCGCCGUGAAACUCCCACCCUGCAGCAGAAAUCAGAGGAAAAUGGUGGCUAUCCCCCUCCAGUUUUUCAGUAACCUAAUCUUACUCCUCCAGUUAUGCUUGUUACACAUAGUUUACGGUGGAGCAUAUUAUGGACAGAAACAGCCGCCACAGCAGCCCAUACCACAAUACAACGAUGGGUUUCCUCAGCAAAUGGGGAAUGAGAUGCCCCACUUGUCUUACGGUAAAGAAGUGGCAUCACUGCCGCAGUAUGGAAAUGAGUUUCCUCAGCUGCCAUUGCAAAUGGGAAAACAAAUGCCACCAACUAAAGGAAAAGGUCAAAUCUUCCCUAGAGGGCAAAAAGGUCCACCUCUGCCUCUUCCAGAUGGACAAGGUUUCAGAGAAGGACCACAAGGAAUUCAGGGGCCCCCUGGACCAAUAGGGCCACCAGGUCCACAAGGAUCCCCUGGGUCACCAGGGCAAGGACUUCCAGGUUUACCAGGAAAACCAGGUCCCUCUGGUCCCCAAGGCUACACGGGAAUAGGAAAACCAGGUAUGCCAGGAUUGCCAGGAAAACCUGGAGGCCCUGGAUUACCAGGACCAAUGGGCGGCAUCGGUCCAGUGGGGGGUGAGGGACCAAUUGGACAUCCUGGGCCUCCAGGGCUUCCAGGUCCCACUGGGCUCCCUGGGAUUUCCAAACCAGGAGGUCAAGGUCUUCCUGGUCUACCAGGCCUAUUAGGAGAGCCUGGCCAAAAAGGCCCACCUGGAUUUCCUGGUCCUGUGGGUCCAAAAGGAGAAAAAGGCAUUGGUUUACCUGGUUUUCCAGGUUUAAAAGGACCUGGUGGACCCCCUGGUCCACCUGGACAAGCUGGACUUCCUGGAGAUGGUAAACCUGGCUCUAUUGGUUUACCUGGACAACCAGGAAUACCAGGGAAACCUGGUCUUCCCGGGGAGCCUGGGUUGGCAGGACAACCAGGUGAAAGAGGGCAACCAGGACUCCCAGGCAUGCCAGGAAUUGGGAAACCAGGAAAUGAUGGUUUUAGAGGUCAACCAGGGCUUGCUGGAGGAAAAGGGGAACCAGGGCCUCCCGGUUUAACGGGGCCUCCAGGUUUGCCAGGUUAUGGCAAAGCAGGAUAUCCAGGUCCUAAAGGUCACAAGGGACAUGCUGGUCUUCCGGGAUCACCAGGUCCAAGAGGAGAUAAAGGUCAAAUAGGUCUUCCAGGGAUUGUUGGUCCAACUGGUCUUAAUGGAAUACCUGGUGCACCAGGCCCAAUGGGGCCACCUGGUGAUCUUGGCUUCCCAGGACUGAAGGGAGAGGAUGGUGCUAGAGGAUCAUGGGGAAAUCCUGGAGCAAAAGGUGAAAUGGGGUCUUCAGGUCUUCCAGGACGGCGUGGUAUUCCAGGAGAGACUGGGCAACCUGGACCAAGAGGUUUACAAGGUCCUACUGGCCCUAAAGGAGAAUUUGGUAGUAGAGGUUUACCUGGCACUACUGGUGCUACAGGAUUACAAGGAUCAAAAGGAGAUGGUGGAGAGCCUGGAGACAAAGGCCAGCCAGGACCACAGGGUAUUCCUGGGCUUACAGGACCAGGGGGACCCAUUGGACCUCCUGGUCUUCCAGGGCUAAAAGGCGAAGCAGGUCUGUCAGGUAUCCCAGGUUUUCCAGGCAAGGGAAGUCCUGGACCCUCUGGUGAAACUGGCCCUCAGGGUAGCCCUGGUCUCAGUGGCCCCCCAGGACUUCCGGGACUACCAGGACCACCAGGACGCCCUGGCCCUCCAGGAAUAUCUGCUACAUAUCCUGACCUAGGACAGAUCCUCCCUCACAGUGGACCUUACACUGGACAAAACUAUGAUAAAUUGAAGAAUGGAGGCGAGAUGAGUGGAAGUGUUCUGAAGAUGCCUUCAUUCACAGCAAAGCUCACUAAUCCUUUCCCUUUGGUUGGUUCUCCCAUCAUCUUUGACAAACUGCUGCACAAUGCUAAUCAGGACUACAAUCCUCAAAGUGGUAUUUUCACUUGUAGCAUCCCAGGAAUCUACUACUUUGCUUACCAUGUUAACUGCAAAGGAAGUAAUGUUUGGGUGGCACUGAUGAAAAACAAUGAGCCUGUUAUGUACACAUACGAUGAGUACAAAAAGGGGUUGCAGGAUCAGGCUUCGGGGAGUGCUGUACUCCCGUUACGAAAAGGAGACACUGUUUACCUACAGCUUCCUUCAGAUCAGGCAGCUGGACUUUAUGCCGGUCAGUAUGUCCACUCCACCUUCUCUGGAUACUUGUUGUACUCCAUGUGAUCAAGUUUGUAUGAUGCUUUACACUUGAGGUAUGUUUAGGCCCAAGUUAAAGCUUUAGAUUUGUUGUUUAGGUGUUUGAAGUCUCUGAGAAACACAACUCUGCUACUUUUGGGUUAUCUACAUUUGGCAGAGAUGGGAAUUGUAGCAUCAUCAAGUCAACUCCAUGCCGUGAUUUUGUUCUGCUCAACAACUGAACCAGGUUCAUUCACUGUGCUGAUGGAAAUCACCUGGUCUAGUUGCUGAACUGAAGAAAAACAUGGCAUGGAGAUGAUUGUUGAUGCCACAAUUCCCCAUCUCUGAAAAAGUUAAAAUGGUCAAUUGAAGAUUUAAAUUUUCAGUAAUACUGAAAACUAAACUCAAGCCACGGAAUUAUGCUAAAUACAGAAAACACUCUCCUGUCAGCACGUUAUGUCUACCUGUUUGUAAAUUACAAGAUUAAACAAUUGGCAGGUUAAUUUAGCCACGUUAUGAAAAUAAAAUCUUUAAAAGAUAUAAAAAAAAAUAAAUCAAACCUAGUUUUGUAAAGUUACAUCUAAAUGUCAAAUCUCAAUGUAAAUGUGUCUGUUACAAACUAAAUAUCUGACUAAUGUUCAAAUUCAGAACAUUGAACAAAUGGAAAAAAAUAAUAAUUGUGAAGAAAUCCUAUAUGUAAUCCCUUAAAGGCACACUUGGAAGUUUUGUGUGGUUUUAGCACCUUCUAGUGUCCGUUAUUAAUUCUCUGUGGUAAAACCUAGUCAACGUAUCUCUCCACUGUGCGUUUGUCUUUCUAACACCUUAAUCUAACAGCUGAAAUGUCUCCUCAGCCUUCAUCAGUGUCUACAGGAGUGAUUUAUCACUAAAUCAAACAAAUCAGCUGUCUUCAUGAUCUAAAACAUGCAGGAAAUGGGCUGGAAUCAGACAGCAGCGGCAGGUAUGUCAGCUCAAUGUCCCAACAGAGUGGCCUGCCAGUUAGAAGUUACAAAUCUGGUAUUCUGGCUACAGGGGGUGGUGAGUGUCUGAGGGACUUUUCAUUAAUGUAAAGCAAGACUAUACAAUUCCAGGCCUGAAGGGCUGGUAUCCAGCAAAUUUUAGUGGUUUUCCUGCUCAACACACUUGAUUCAGUGGUUGAAUCACCUGUGCAGUAGCUCAUCAGGCUCUGCAGAAGCCUGUUAAUCACCUACCAACCGAAAUCAGUUGUGUUGAAACAGAGUUAAAACCAAAAUGUGCUGGAUACCGGCCCUCGAGACCUGGGAUUGAAUAGCCUUGCUGUAACGGAUCAUUUUAGGACAUAGUGGCUCAAAAAAUGAUGUAAAAAUAUGAAAAAGUUGCUAAGUAUUCCUUUAAAGAUCUGUUUGAUCUCUAAACCCUCUUCUAGGCUAUUUUGUAUCAUGGCCAUUUGAAAUACCAUGUAAUUUCAUUUCUAAAUCCACUACAUUUAAUUCCCAACAUUUAGAAGUGAUAUUUAGAUUCAAUAUUUAGAUGUAACUAUAUUUUGAUUUUGUUCUACAGCUUUAGAUUUAAAUAUUUAGAGAGGAAUGAAAUUUAGACUUUAUAUUUUUAGAUUUCAUUAAAUUUUAUAAUUAUAUUAUACAUUUCGCAAAAGGGUGGAAAGCCUCAGAGUCAGGGAAGAGGUCCUGCCUCAAGUGGAGGAGUUUAAGUAUCUCUGGGUUUUGUUCAAAAAGAUGGAGUCCGAGAUCGACAGGUGGAUUAGUGCUGCGUCUGGAGUGAUCCAGGUGUUGUACCGGUCUGUCGUGGUGAAGAUUUGAUCUAUGUUCCUAUUUACUGACAUCUGGGAGGAGCUCAGAGUAGACCAGCUGCUUCUCCAUAUAGAUAGGUGACAAUUGAGGUGGUUCGAGCAUCUAGUUAGGAGGCCUCCUGGGCGUCUGCCUGGUGAGGUUUUUCACACAUGUCCAACCGGGAGAAGACCAAAAGGAAGACCCAGGACACGCUGGAGGGACUAUGUCUCUCAGCUGGCCAGGGAACGUCUUAGGAUUUCCUAUGAAAUGUCACUCAGACCCCACCGCUCUCUGUGGCCAGAAUACCACAUUUGCAACUUCAGACUGGCUGGCCACCACCUGUUGGACUUAAAAAAUGGAGCUGACAUACCUGGCGCUGCAGUGUAGUUCUAGCACGUUUCCUGCAUGUUUUAGAUCACAAACACAGCUGAUUAGUUUAAUUUAGAGAUGAAUCUCCUGUAGACACUAAUGAAGGCUGGGAGAUGUUUCAGCAUUUAGAUUAAGGUGUUUAAAAGAUGAACCCAUUGCGAGGAGAAAGGAUUCACUUUUGCUUUUUGCUUUAUUUGUUUUUGGAGCUAAAUGUAGAAAAAUUAAGCUGUAAUUGUUUACACAUUAGUUUACAAGUAGUCCCCCGUAUGAUGCGUUUUUAUAUCAUGUGAUUCAAUGUAAGAAGGUAAAUUACAGACGAUGCUUUUACUUUUUUCUGUGGCAGAGUAUUACAUAUUUGUCAGAGCUAUUAGUUUCAUUAUAUACGUUUCAUCAGCUUGAACUACAUCAAGUUAAAUACUAGCACUUCCUGUUUACAUUGUUGCCACAACCUGUAUUCUUGGCACAUACAGACAGUACACAUUCAUUAUGCAUUCCAUUUAAUCACAUUUAUUUUAUGUCUGGGUCUUUCUGCAUUAAUCUCCUUCACAACAGACCUUUUUAUACAAAAUUUGAUCAUUUGUACUUUUGAUGUUACAUUUUUUGUUUUGUUUGUGUUCCCUGUAAUUUAUUAUCAAUGUCUGAUUUACUUGAAUUUCUCUUGUUUUCUGAAUGGCCAAUGAAGACUUUGCAGCAAAAGCCUGUUACAACUUAAACCAUAUGUGGAAGAUGAAAAUAAGCAUUUACUUAUAUUUUCAUUAUAAAAUGCUUUCUUCAAACAAGUACCGGUAGUCCUUUUUUAAGUUCUUCAAACAGUGAGUGUGUGAAUCUGGAGUGAAAUUAUUUAAUGUAUUUUUAUUUUGUUUAUUUUUGUGUCAUUCGGAGGUCACCAGGAGGAUGCUGAAGGCGUGUUACACAGUUAACCUUGGAUUUACCAACAUUUUCUGAUAUGUGAAUAAAAGUUUAAACUUUUUCUAAAAUCAA
Nothobranchius furzeri (turquoise killifish) is the source of this 5413-nucleotide messenger RNA. RefSeq names its product collagen alpha-1(VIII) chain. Lineage: Eukaryota; Metazoa; Chordata; Actinopteri; Cyprinodontiformes; Nothobranchiidae. The record is from RefSeq and is a predicted model, not a curated record. Gene Ontology annotation, molecular function: protein binding.